Tinamus guttatus (white-throated tinamou) is the source of this 924-nucleotide messenger RNA. The record is from RefSeq and is a predicted model, not a curated record. Lineage: Eukaryota; Metazoa; Chordata; Aves; Tinamiformes; Tinamidae.
AUGGCCCAGAGCAUGGUUUAUGCUGACCUGAGGUUUGCCAAGGUGCCCACAGGACGCAGCACGGCCUGCCAGGCCCUGGAGGCAGCCUUGGGCAUGGACGAGGCGGAGAGCCCCUACGAGAACAUGCAGCAGGGACAGGCGCCCACAGGGCAGGACGAGCAGGGGCCCCAGCCCAGCCCAGGGCCUUGGUGCCGGCUGCGGUCCAUCCCCGUGGGGCUGCUAGCAGCGUGCUGCUGGCCAUUGCUGCCGCCCUGGGCGGUUGCUAUGGGGCUGGAGGUGGCGCAGGCACGAGCGGAGCUGCAGCGCGCCUGGCUCGAGGGCAACAGCAGCCAGCUGGAGCUGCAAAGCCUGGACUUGGAGCUGGAUCGCACCAUGGAGGUCCUGAGGACGGUGGAGAAGGAGCUGCAGGAUGUGAAGGGGAAGCUCAAUGCCAGUGAGAGCACCGUCAGCAGCCUGCGCUCUUGCUCCAAUAUUGAUUGCUGCCCCUCGGGCUGGGUGAUGUACAGAAACAAGUGUCUCUUCAUCUCGGCGGAGAAGAAGACCUGGGAGGACAGCAGAGCAGAUUGUGAUACGAAAAUUUCUCACCUCCUUAUCACCAAAUCCUGGAGCCGCUGGACCGUUCCGAACUUCCUGAAGAACUCAGAUACCCCGUACUGGAUUGGGCUGUACAAGAGUGGCUAUCCCUGGUUCGAGUAUGGGUACGGGCUGGAGGAAGAGGAUCCAAGCGAAGAGGGUGGGACAGAUGCCUGGAUCUGGAUCGACGGUUCUCUUUAUGAGAGGUCCUGGCAGUGGAAGUCCAAUGGGUCCUGCGCCAUAAUAAGCCAUGGGAGCAUCAAACCCGCUCAGUGCAAUGGCGACAAUGACGUGCACUUCUGGAUCUGUGAGAAGGCACCCGGCCCGAGCAGCCCUUUCCUGAUGGGGUAG